Messenger RNA from Dibothriocephalus latus, 450 nucleotides. NCBI's taxonomy places the organism in Eukaryota, Metazoa, Platyhelminthes, Cestoda, Diphyllobothriidea, Diphyllobothriidae. The record is from the annotation of a GenBank genome assembly.
AUGUACAAUCCUUUUUUCCUCUCUUUAAAGGACGAGCAAGUCAUAGCUGCUGAUCUCUCGGCCAAGAUAAAUGAAGCUUAUAAAAUCCUCGUGGAUCCCAUCUCUCGAGCCGAAUACAUCCUCUCUCUUCAAGGAAGCCCUGCUACCGAGAAAGAAACAGAGCCUGUCGAUAAGGAGUUCCUCCUUGAGGUAAUGGAACUCGGUGAAAAACUGGAAGAGCUGGCGUUAAUCGCCAAGUCAGACGCACCUAAUGAAGACAUUGUAAAGGAACUAGAAGACAUUUGUGCACAUAUCAUCCAGCGGCGCACGGAGGAAAUGAAUCUCCUCGCGGAAUACAUAAAAUGCUCUCGAUGGGAGCUAAAACGCCUUUCAACAGGUUAUCUAUUUGUAUGUCGGUCUACUGUAAGCGCUUCGGAUGAUGAGGUAAAAAUCGAAACAGUGCUGCCCUGA